AUACGUUGCUGCUGAGAGGCGGCGGUGGAUGCUCGGAGGAAACUGCGCCGUUUGUUUGUGGAAAAAGAAGAAAUACGAGCAAUUUACGGUUCCUGUUUGUCUCCACGUGACUCGUUUUCCUCCCUCGCGUGUUUCCGCUGAUGAGGAGACUUUCCACAGCCAAGAUGUCUACCUGCGGCAGCUGAAGAGGUCAACCCCGGGUCAUCCCAAAUCCUGCAUGUCAGAGAUGUUUUAUCCCUGAGGACAACAAACAGCAUGUUUCUCCACAGAGGAACUUUCUGGAGCCCCUUGUUUAUGGAGAAGCGCACCACUCCCUGACUAUGUGAAUGGACAAGUUGUAACUCAGUGGUGUGUGUCUGCUUCUGGACCUGUGCAGUGAUUUUGCACCAGAGCAUGUGGAGUACCUGUGUUUGGGAUCUGUGAAGAGAAGCAAGGAGGAGAAGAGAAGAUGCUGCAGACUGGUAACUACUCACUGGUGCUGCUGAUCCAGCUCUCACUGUUGUGCUAUGACCUCUUCGUCAACUCCUUCAGUGAACUUCUGAGGGGAGAGCCUGUCAUCCAGCUCGUGCUAUUCAUAAUCCAGGACAUUGCCAUCUUAUUCAACGUGAUCAUCGUCCUGUUGAUGAUGUUCAACACCUACGUGUUCCAGGUCGGGCUAGUGUCUCUGCUGCUGGAGAGGUUCAGGGCUCUGAUGAUAUGCUCCGCCCUCUACCUGACCCUAAGCAUCUGCUUCCACUGCUGGGUGUUGAAUCUUAGAUGGCUCGACUCAAACCGUUUUGUUUGGACCGAUGGUCUUCAAGCUCUUUUUGUUUUCCAGAGAACAGCGGCAGUGUUGUAUUACUACUUGUACAAACGCACAGCAGAGUACAUGGGGGACCCCCGGCUGUAUGAGGACUCUCUCUGGCUGCGUGACGCCUUCGCCAGAGCCCGACAGUGACAAAGAGACAGUCUCCAGACAUUAAAACACUGAGCAUCACCAUGUGCUACACUGAAUUUUGGGGGGAAAUUUCUAUUUAACACUUGCACAGCCUGACACUACUGAACAAAGCAAUUUGGCUGAUGAUGAAUUUUACAGGUAAGAGGAUGAAGCAAAGUCUAACAGUUUGUAUUAAUUGGUUCUUCGUAGCCAAGUGGGCAGAUCAGGGCAGUUGGAGCGCUGUAUUAAUCUGGAUUGAGUGUUAAUCCAUGUGGCCUUUGUAAAUCAAUUAGAGUUGUACACAGAGUGCAACACAUUGAAAGAAUGUCCCAAGUUUGUCUCUGUUCAGAUAUAGAUUACCCAUUUGAAUCUUUAAUUAUAUGUAGAACUACAUGUAACCAUAUAUUUGCUGGAAAGGCUGUGCAAGGAAGAAAGAAAUUGGUUUAUUUUGCCUUUUUUUUUUUUAAGACUAGUAUGUGUUGUUUACAUGAUAAAUAAGCCAAUUUCCAUGAUUUGAGUCCUGAGCAAGGACCUUUUGAAUUGUGUUCCUGCUGUUUUUUAUUAAAUAAUCCUUCUGUAA
Molecule: messenger RNA, 1496 nt
Organism: Platichthys flesus (European flounder)
Lineage: Eukaryota; Metazoa; Chordata; Actinopteri; Pleuronectiformes; Pleuronectidae
Gene: tmem138
Product: transmembrane protein 138
Exons: 5
Coding region: 449-937 (162 amino acids)
Cellular component (GO): cilium
Source: RefSeq, a predicted model, not a curated record